AUGGUUGCACAAGACAUUAUUUUUCGAGAUGUGUGGGCUUCGAAUCUCGAUGAAGAAUUUGCUGAACUUCGGAAAAUUGUCAGGAAAAGCAACGCCGUUAUAACGAACAUCGAAUUCCCGGGGAUCUGUAUGACUCCAAUCGGGACUUUUUUCAGCCAGGAACAUUUUUCUUAUCAGCAAUUACUUGUCAAUGUAAAUGCCCUCAAGCCUCUUCAGAUUGGCUUUACAUUCAUUCACAAACCCAUCGUUGUUUUCCAAUUCAAUUUCCACUUCAAUAUUAAUGAGGAUAUGUGCUCGGAUGAAGCCUAUAAUGCAUAUCAAGCUGCUGGUUAUGACUUCGAAAAACACAACGUAUGACUCGCUUGUCUUUACGUUUUUCUUUAGAACGAAGGUAUCGAUCUCUUGGACUUUGGUGAACUUCUGACCACUUCUGGCCUCGUAGUAUCUAAAUUGACAUGGGCAUCUUUCCAUGCCGCCUUUGAUUUUGGUUAUAUAAUUCGAUCUCUAAAUGGAGGAUCUCUGCCUGCCGAUAUUCGAGAGUUUUACAAACUGUUCAGAAAGUACUUUAGCACGGCUUAUGACAUUAAAUACAUGAUGCAACACGCAAAUGCGACGAGGAGAGGACUUACGACCUCAAUGAAUAUACAGGAGGUAAUUCAAAAAAAAAAAAAAUAUUUGUCUGGUUUUAGACAGCCGAAGCAAUGCAAUUACAUCGAUGGGGGAAGGUGUACAAUGCGGGAUCAAACUCUCAGUUGGCGGCUCGAAUCUUCUUUUUUCUGAAAGACGACAUUCUAAAGGAAAAUUGGCAAGAGGUAAGGUCAAUUUUAAUUAUUCUAGUUUUCUUUUUAGUUGUCUCACAACAUUCGUGGAUUGAUCUCGGGUAUUGGUGGGAAGCCCGUUCUCCCUCCAGGUGCCGUUAUUCAGAAUAUAUUUGCUCCAAAGUCCUAUAAUGGGCAGACCGAACCUCAUCGUGUGGGCACUGGUACCCCCGGCCGACCUCAAAGACAUAGUGCCGCUUCCAUGCGGAAUUAA
This is a messenger RNA of Bursaphelenchus xylophilus (pine wood nematode), 1032 nucleotides long. The record is from the annotation of a GenBank genome assembly. NCBI's taxonomy places the organism in Eukaryota, Metazoa, Nematoda, Chromadorea, Rhabditida, Aphelenchoididae.